AUGUUAGGUUGAAGCAGGAUUCGCAUGGUCUACCCCACCCUCACUCUGCCAUCAGACAGGAAAGAAGGGGUUUGUCUUGGGGAGCAUCGCCUCUCUCUGUCACCCCAGCCGAAACACGAGCGUCAGGAGGCGUGUGGAGCGUCGCGUGGCUGAUGCGCGCAGCUUGGAGACGUCCAGCGCGUCUAUGAGGAAAGGAUGGAGACAUGGCGAGCGCAGUUCUCCGUAUCUUGAUGCCAGCGAAUUAAACACUUAUGUCUCAUUCUCAAGAGCUUUAAAGACAGCAGGAUCCUUUCGUUGAAAGAAGCGUGCUCUUCUGUAGCUGGCGAAAAUGGAUCCGUCCCCCACGAGGCAGCAGUACGGCUCCAAAAAGAGGGUUAAAAUCCACCCCAACACUGUCACGGUGAAGUACGACACGCAUUUCCCCCAGCCGGGCGAUGAGGGAUACGAUGACGCCCCGUCUUUUGAGGACUUCGGCUCAUUCAUGGACAACAACCCGAGCAAGAGACUGGUGUCAGAGAGCGGUCACGGCAGGACUUUAUUCGGCACUAUGGAUUCUCAUCCCAAAGCCGAUCAGAGAGAUAAAGGAGUGGGCGGUCAGCUGGCGAGCUUCGGCGAGGCCUCGGUCCUGGCUUCGCGAGUCACCUGGGGGGCCCUUUUUGGGGCGGCCAUUGCGCACGGUUGCGUGGCCCUCAUUACACGCCUAGCAGCCGACCGCUCCAAAGUGCCAUCAUUAGAGCUCAUCUUCAUCCGAUCGGUGAUCCAAGUGUUGUCCAUACUGGUGGUCCUCUACUACAAAGAGGCUCCCUUUGGGCCAAAGGGCUAUCGACUGCGUUUGUUCUUCUACGGGGUUUGCAACGUCAUCUCCAUCACGUGUGCGUACACGUCUUUUGCAAUCGUUCCGCCCAGCAACGGCACCAUCAUGUGGCGGGCCACCACCACAGUUUUCAGCGCCGUUCUGGCUUUCCUGCUCCUAGAUGAACGCCUCGGUUACACAGACGUAGUGACAGUCGUAGGUAGCCUCUUCGGCCUGUGUCUCGUCAUGAUCCCCAACAUCGCAGACGAGGAAAAGUCUCCUCUGGGAUUCUGGAAAGAAGCCUUUGGCUACACGAUGACUGUGAUGGCGGGUCUGACCGCCGCUCUGUCCAUGAUCGUGUACCGGGCCAUCAAAGAGCGUGUGA
Molecule: messenger RNA, 1178 nt
Organism: Sinocyclocheilus grahami
Lineage: Eukaryota; Metazoa; Chordata; Actinopteri; Cypriniformes; Cyprinidae
Product: solute carrier family 35 member G2-like
Exons: 2
Cellular component (GO): membrane
Source: RefSeq, a predicted model, not a curated record